Molecule: messenger RNA, 1435 nt
Organism: Scatophagus argus
Lineage: Eukaryota; Metazoa; Chordata; Actinopteri; Scatophagidae
Exons: 5
Coding region: 159-1202 (347 amino acids)
Biological process (GO): response to bacterium
Source: RefSeq, a predicted model, not a curated record
UUCUCUUAAAGCAGUGCAAUUUAGUAGUGAUCAUGAGUUCAUGAUCUUCCAAAUGUGACUCUUAGGUGGUACUUGUUCUUAGCCAAUCAAACAAAGUCUUCUCUCUGAAGACUGGAGAACAUAUUGAGAGAUUCAUUCAACACAACAAUCUGAACAAGAUGGACAUCCUGUGGUGUGCUUUUUGUCUGACUUCUCUGUUCUUGGGAAGAAUAGCUGAGAUGACUGAUCUGAAAUCGCCCAUAUCUGUACGUCAAGACAGUGGUUUUGUGUCAGUUGAUGUUGGUAACAACUUAACCAUGCAAUGUUUCUAUGAAGGCAAUGCGGCAAUGUUUUACUGGUUUAAGCAAACUUUUGGGCAGAAACCAAGGCUCAUCUCCUCCUUCUAUAAACAUGAAGAAAAUGGUGUCUUUCAUAACAAAUUUAAGAACAAUUCUCGUUUCACACUAAACACAGGAAAUGGUAAAAAUCACUUGACUAUCUCAGAUUUACACAUUUCAGACUCAGCUACUUACUUCUGUGCGAGUUUAAAUGCAUACAAACUUGAAUUUGCAAAGGGUAUGAUUGUUAGUGUGAAGGGUUCAGGUCUGAGCAUCCCAGCUUUAGUCCGUCAGUCAACGUCCGAGACCAUCCAGCCAGGAGGCUCUGUGACUCUGAACUGUACAGUACACACUGGGACCUGUGAUGGAGAACACAGUGUUUACUGGUUCAAAAACUCUGAAGAAUCUCAUCCAGGAUUCAUUUACACCCAUGGAAGCAGGAAUGAUCAGUGUGAGUGGAAACCCAACACACAAACACACUCCUGUGUUUACAAUUUGCCAAUGAAGAACCUGAAUGUUUCUCAUGCUGGGACCUUCUCCUGUGCUGUUGCCUCAUGUGGACACAUACUGUUUGGAAAUGGAAAAAAGAUGGACUUUGAGAGAUCUGCAGAUAAAGUGGAAUCUUUUAUCUUCGUGUAUUUUUUGAUUGGAGCUUUGGUAUUCGUCAUGAUCGUGGUUGUUAUACUGGCGUAUGGAGCAUAUACAAUGAAAAACCGAAACAGCUGCCAAUGUACAGACUCAAGAUCUUCAGCUGCCUUGACUCCAAAUGCAGAGCACUGCCAAGAUCCAGACAACCUCCAUUAUGCUGCUUUGAAAGUCAACAGACAAACAAGACAGAGGGUUGAUCCACAAAGUGAAUGUGUGUAUUCCAUUGUAAGGCAGUAGGCGCUGUACAUAAUAUUUGUAUGCUUUCUACUUUGUUUCUGUGAUUUCUUUCAAAAAUAGGAGCAUUGCUGUCAGUUUACAUCUCAGUAAACUAGAUGUAAAGCAAUGAAUGAAACUAAUAAAAACUUGUUUUCAUUGCGAUCAGCAGCCAAGCUUUCUUGAUGCACUGAUGUUGUCAAAUGUGCUGUUUUUCGACUUUCACUAUAACAUGUUUACAAUGUACAAACACAACU